Molecule: messenger RNA, 1504 nt
Organism: Colletotrichum godetiae
Lineage: Eukaryota; Fungi; Ascomycota; Sordariomycetes; Glomerellales; Glomerellaceae
Exons: 1
Coding region: 351-1316 (321 amino acids)
Molecular function (GO): S-adenosylmethionine-dependent methyltransferase activity
Source: RefSeq, a predicted model, not a curated record
AGUCAGUCGCCUGCACCCCAGCAUCUUCAUCCGACUCGGACCAGAAAGUCUGAAGCUCUACCGUCGCAACCCGUCGGUUACGGAAAGAAACACAGACCCUGUGAACCUAAGCAUUGCUCUUUCUGCCCAGCAAAUCCGAUGCGAUUCUCUCGGUACCAAACUCCAAGUCCGAAGAUCAGCAGUGCAGGGCAAGCAACCGAUACCAAGAAUAAGAGAAAGCAGUGGGCCCGGAAUUGUACGCGGAUCGACGUACUUGCUUUCAUAUCGUAUCAUCUCGGGUUGCCAUUAUAAGAAUUCCCAGCAACAGAGACACAGACCAGCGCCCGUUUGGACUUCGAACCCUGUCGAAGAUGAGUGCACCCCUCACUGCCUCUCAACCAGAUGCCAGCCAUCAACCCCAGGUAGCUAUUGCCAAGGAGGCAAAGCACUACGUCGAUCACCGGCCUCCCUACCCAGAGUCUAUGUGGAAACUCUGGACAAACUACCACGCGGGCCCUCUGAACGUUGUCCAUGACAUCGGCUCGGGCAGUGGCAACGCCGCCGAAGGCCUCUUGACGCACACGCCAUCGCCUCUCAAGCAUGUUGUCUUGACCGAACCGCAAGCCAAGAACAUCGAUGACUGCCGCACACGCUUCAGGGACCGGUUCCUUGGGACCGAGUUCUCGUACCGGAACUCUCGCGGGGAAGACCCUUGGGAGGCCCCGGUCGGUGUAGACCACGUCGACUUCGUAAUGGCAUGCGAGUCACUGCACUGGACUAUCCUGGAGCCCACGCUUGACAACGUCGCCAGUAGUCUGCGGGGAAACGGGACCUUUGCGGCCGUCAUUUACGGCCCUUUUCCGGGGAUCACCAACAACACGAGCGCAAAUGCGGCCUUCAAGGCUUUCAUUGGUGAGCAUGCCGCUCAUCUUCUCAAGCAAGAGUGGAUGACCGAGAAUUGGAAGCGCGCCGCUCGUCAAAUGUUUCAUGGCAUGGACUGUGUACCGCUCAGAGACGAAGUUUGGAAGGACGUCAAGCGCAUUGAGAUCAACUGUGAGGAUGGAUGGUAUGCCAAAGACUAUCAGCCCCUUGACGGAACCGCAGAUCCGGUGGGGCAUCUGGGAGUGUCAGAGCGUGUUGCCAUAAAUGACAGUAAAGACUGGAGGAUCUCAGCCUCGAUUGAGUGGCUGAAGCAAUCGCUUGAGUCCAUGCGGUUCGGGUUUACUGAGGAGUCAUGGCAGUCGCCCGAGUGGAAAGAGAUUGGGAGUGAGAUUGGCAAUGGGCCGUUGGAACUCAAAUGGCAGGUUCACAUGAUACUUGCCCGGAAAAGGUCAUGAGGCUUGAGUAAGUAGACCCAAAUUAGUAAAGUACUUUAGUCAGGCAAACAACUCAGCAUAGUGUUGAAUGACAGGAGUUCCUGGAAUCGGCCUCGGACGUUAUUAGCCAGCGGCGUGUUGACGGAAUAGAGGCAUAGAUUGCGAGAUUCACUUGAGUAAAAUAAAGUCGGUCCAACUGCGCGUAUUGA